This is a messenger RNA of Penicillium griseofulvum, 765 nucleotides long. RefSeq names its product T2 family ribonuclease. Gene Ontology annotation, biological process: RNA catabolic process. Bases 1 to 765 code for a protein of 254 amino acids. NCBI's taxonomy places the organism in Eukaryota, Fungi, Ascomycota, Eurotiomycetes, Eurotiales, Aspergillaceae. The transcript has 4 exons. Gene Ontology annotation, cellular component: extracellular region. Gene Ontology annotation, molecular function: RNA binding; ribonuclease T2 activity. The record is from RefSeq and is a predicted model, not a curated record.
AUGUUGCAAUCACAAUCCAAGGGCAUGCUCGCCCUGGCUGCCAUGAGCCUAAUCGCCGGCACAACCGCCCUCGAAAAAUGCGACAGUGGCACCCCCUUCAGUUGCUCAAGCUCCGAAGAGCCAACCUGCUGCUACAAUUCCCCAGGUGGUGCUCUCCUCCUGACUCAAUUCUGGGAUACCAGCCCAUCAACCGGCCCCGACAACUCAUGGACCAUUCACGGAUUGUGGCCCGAUAACUGCGAUGGUACAUACGAGGCAAGCUGCGACUCGAAGCGCGCUUACACCAACAUCACCGCCAUCCUGCAGGACCAGGACCGCGGCGAGCUGGUUGACUACAUGGACAAGUACUGGGUUGAUAUCAAGGGCGACAACGAGGACUUCUGGUCGCACGAGUGGAGCAAGCACGGUACUUGCAUCAAUACCAUCGAGCCCAGCUGCUAUUCCGACUACACUGCCCAGCAGGAAGUGGGUGACUUCUUCCAGAAGACGGUUGAUCUGUUCAAGAAGUUGGAUACCCACAAGGCUCUCGCCGCUGCUGGCAUUACCCCGAGUACUUCUAAGACAUAUACUCUCGCCGACAUCCAGGCAGCUCUCACUGAGCUGCACGGAGCCGAGGUUUACCUCGGUUGCCAAAGUGGCGAGUUGAACCAGGCUUGGUAUUUCUAUAAUGUUAAGGGCAAUGCCAUUGAUGGAACAUACAAGGCUGUUGAUACCCUUACUAAAUCCGGCUGCCCCAAGACUGGCAUCAAGUAUGUGCCCAAGUAA